AUGCUGGAGAUCAAUGGCCUGGCGCAUUUACUCUCCCUCACGAGGGAACAGCCCAUUGUUGUGGUCGCCUUCUAUGCGGACUGGUGCGGGCCGUGCCAGCGGGUCAAGCCACAGUACGCGGCGCUGGGCGAACGGUACAAAUCUACCGUGACUUUCUGCAGAUGCAACAUUGACCGCAACCCCGACUGCGUCGAGAGGUUUGGCGUGCGGAGCGUCCCUAAAUUUAUGGUUUGGUCCGGCGGCGGUUGGCACGCGGUUGGUUUUGACGGGCAGUUGGGGGAGCUGGAGAGACACAUUGAUCGGGCAGUUGAGACGCACCGCACAUCAUCGGCAUCAAACGGGGACCAUACGUUGGGUAAUCUGCAUCGUGUUUUGGCAAGGCAGAUGCAAUCAUUGGCACAGGCCGUUGCUUCCGCGCACGAUGAAACCGCAAUGGUGCGGGAGGCAUGCGAAGCUGUAUGCAACACACUUGAACAGGACGCUGAGAGGCGGCCCUUCGGUGCCGCCAUGCUGCCAUAUUUUGCCUCGAAUGAAUUUAACGCGGCGGCAGUGGAUGCUCUUUUUGCACACUUUGCUACAAGGCCUGAACCACGCUGUAGUGAUGGUGAAUAUAUUAUCAAUGGGGCCCUGAGCAACCUCAUUGAGUUUUUUCUCUCCACCACACUGGACAACACCAGGGAGUUGAAUGUGCUGCGGCAGGCGCUUUACGCUCUUGUUUCCUGCACCGCGACCUUGCAAAUUCUUGUGCGCUCACAUUUAUUUUACAACGACUCACUGUCUUCUGGCCUGCAACUGGAAUAUGGCACAGUGUUGGGCGCGCUGUUGGGCGUCUCCACCCAAAUCCGCAGUCACCGCCUGCUUCCUCCUUAUUCCAUGUCAUCGGAGCGGGCUCAGUUGAUGAAUAUGUUUUCCACUGAGGUGGAUGAUCAUUCAAAACAGAUAUCUGAAUUACAGUUUCAAGUGCAAGCCUCCUGCGCCGGAAACAAACGUAUUAUCCUGGCGCUUCUGCAAGCCAAGGUGUCACGUGAGCCAACGCUUCGCUAUAUUGGCACUGCCCUGCGGCUGAAUGCAGGGUAUACCAAAACAGUGCAUCAUAAUUUGCCCUUAUCCUCACGGUUUUUCAUGACUCAGUUGAAUGAUGUGCUCUUGGAGGCUGCCCUUCCUUUAUUUGAAAAAGCCUACGACCCCACCACUAUUCCUCCCUUUUAUGUACUGGAGGACAAUGCGGACAACACAGUGGUGGAUUUUGGCGAAGAUGUGGAGCGCAUUGUCCACUACGAUGAGAGCCAUCCCUUACCUCCAUUUCCCGCACUGAGUGAGCCAUUCAAGCCUUCGGUGCAUCUGUUCUUUCUCGUCGCUCGUUCGAUCAUGUUGAGCGCGGGAGUAAUGAUUGAGGCUCAUCAGCGGGUUGAACAGGAUUUGGCGCAUCCACAGUUGCCACCUGAGCAACGCGCAGUGUAUGUGGCGGAGAAGUCACUCAUCGAGGGGCUGAUUGGCUCCGAGAAUCUCGGCCGAAAACGUGUGCAGGUUCUUAACGGCAUCGCCGCUUGGCUUGUGAGGCUCAUGAAUGUCUCACCGGGCGGGGUACUCUCAAAGGAGCCGCCAGUGGAAUGGAAAUAUUUGCCCCAGCAACUGGUGGAUCUGGUCAUCCUGGGCGUAAAAAUGGCGCCGCUGGAAUACUUUGAUCUGGAGCACAUUGUUUCCUUGAUGCUGGUACUGAUGGGUAACACAACCUAUUUCCCCAAGCCACAUAAACACGCUCUUUUUCCAUCUUUCUUAACCCGUCUGCUGCAAAAUGAGGAGACGAAACGAGCCCUGACAUCGCAUCGAUGGUUCACGCAGCACAUUGUUCGAAGUUGUGUUUUAUGUUAUAUUGCCGUGGAGAAGUCUACAUACGAAAAAGUCUCUGUGCGUUAUAUGCUCUCUUACUGUACAAAGUCGUUUCUUAUGUUUGACUCGUUGUGUCAGCCUGUCCGUGAGGAGUUUGAGGUGAAUGGCACCAUUUUGGAACGGUUUUCACACAUGGUGACUGCGGAUGUCAACGAGGCUGUUGACCAACUCGUUGAGACGCUUACGCAGAUGAAUCGAAUGGUAAAGGAGGGGGCGGAUUUGAGUGUGAGCGCCCGUGCGUCUCUCAGCAACAACGGUGAAAACAGUCGCAGGGGCAACGCACAGAGAAGACAAGAUGGAAUGGCGACGAGCAACAACAAUAACAAUAACAGUCAGAACAACAAUUUUCGGAGCGCAGAUGGAAACGUAAACGAGGAGGAGGCGGAGGCCGACGGUGAUGACGGUGAGGCGCCGCUGACGUACCAUCAGCUGGGCUUGGGGCUGCGGGAACGAAUUCUUCUUUUUGAGGCAAGCAUGAAUUUGUUUAUUCAGCUGGCCAUCAGCUUCUCGAAAGGUGUGGCGCAGAACAUGGUGGCGCAGCAGAUCAGUCAGAUGUUGGCUCGCAGCCUCGUUAGUUUUGCUGGUGCCGAGAGCAAAAACUUGAAGAUUGAGUACCCCGAACGCUACAACUUUCGCCCUCGCGAGAUUCUCAACCGCCUGGUGGAUUGUUUGUCACAAUUUCGACGUUUUCAGAACUUCAUGCGCUCCCUGUGCAACUGCGGCGUCCCGCUGAGAGAAAUUCUACAGGCGAUAGAAACGGUGACGGAGCGUGGCCUGGUGGGCGAGCACCUCAUCUGGAAGCUGAGGGAAAUUGCGUCGACUCUCGAGACCAUCUCUCAAGAAGUUCAGGACGACGAGGCGCUGUGGGAUGAGGCGCCGGACUUUGCGGUGGACGCAUUGCUGCUGACGCCACUACUACAUCCAGUGGCGCUUCCAGCCGACGUGAAGGACCUGAACGAUCUUGUGUAUGUGAACGAGGACACAAUCCAUCAUGUCCUUCUCUCUGAGAGCAAGCAUCCCUUCACGAAGGAAUAUCUGGACGAGAACAUGGUGAAGGAGUUUAACGCACGGGAGGAUGUCGCGGAGGCUCGAAGGAAUCUGCAGGAUCGCAUUGCGACGUGGAUGAAGGCGGCGAAGGAGAAACGCUAG
This is a messenger RNA of Trypanosoma cruzi, 3039 nucleotides long. RefSeq names its product ubiquitin fusion degradation protein 2, putative. Bases 1 to 3039 code for a protein of 1012 amino acids. NCBI's taxonomy places the organism in Eukaryota, Euglenozoa, Kinetoplastea, Trypanosomatida, Trypanosomatidae. Gene Ontology annotation, molecular function: ubiquitin-ubiquitin ligase activity. Gene Ontology annotation, biological process: protein polyubiquitination. The record is from RefSeq and is a predicted model, not a curated record. Gene Ontology annotation, cellular component: cytoplasm; ubiquitin ligase complex; nucleus. The transcript has a single exon.